AUGGAUCCAGCCCAGAUCGAAUUUAUAUCAGAAAAGGAAAGCAUCUCGAUAUUACCAAACUUUACCGAGGACAAACUCUAUCUAAUCAGCGGAGAAGUCGGCCCGUUUCAGCCCCAAGUACCGGUAAGAGUGCCACUGUGGUUAGCUGCUAAUCUGAAGCAGAGACAGAAAUGCAGGAUUAUAACUCCUGAGUGGAUGGAUGUAGAGCUACUGAAAGAAAAGAAAGCAGAGGAACUUGAAGGACACUUAUUUUCAAUACCAUUACACCCUCACUUUCUGGAACUCAGCACUAUUAUUCUCGGAAUAUCGGAUGAGGUGAAAGAUGCUGACGAAGUACGGACUCUAAUAAAAGAUAUCUGGGAUGUUAGGGCAGCCAAGUUGCGGAAGAGUGUAAACAAGAUGAUAAACCACGACGGAGGGGGCGGGAAACCGCUCACACAUGUUGAGAUAAACAACAUAACAGUUCUGGAACUGAACACGAUACGGGGUUUCUUCACCGCCUCCCUAGACCACCUACACAACCUUAGAAACCACGCAGAGUUGUGUCUCAACGAUCCUAGAUACAAUUAGUCAAUUAACUAAUUGGUUGAAUAACAACUUCAGAUUUAUAAGUGUAUAAAGCGCUCGAUUAGGAAUCGCUCGAUAAUUCCACAAUUUAGCUCGUAACACACUUAAUGACCACGCAAUUCAAAUUAUCUAGAGUAUAGAGAACUCGUUAACCCUCACUAGAACACACUGCUCCUCAGUCCUCAUGAGAACAAUCUGAAGUGCUAGCUGUAUAAUAAUACCCAUAAUAGCUAACAGCUUUUAAUAUGUAACCGUCACUCGUUAACCAUGCCAUUUGCCAAGUAAAGAACAUUAGACAUUCUUCCAUAUCCCAAUUAUACACGGUGUAUAUUUGUGAGAACCCCUUGUUUUUAGAAUGGCCCAUGAUAUUACUAUUACUAUUACUAUGAUAAUUGAUAUGAACUUGGUGUUUUAGAAGAAUGAAUAAAGCGGGGAGAAGGUGUUAUUUUAAGUGAUCUCAGAGGCUAAUUUAAAUUGGAAACACUCUAGUGGUACAAUGGCAGAGAUUCUUUUAAUUGAACGCUUUUCAGUUCUAACUUAAUUGUCAAUACCCUGGUCCCUGAAGGUUUUUUUUUUCUGCCAUUUCAAGAUAAUAUCUCCAGCAGUAAGGAGUGGUUUGGUGUGGAUUUUACUGUCUUACUGUAAAAAUAGAAGCAGUGAACAUUUUUUUAAAUUUUAAGGCCGUGAUUAUGCCGAGCUCGACUAUCCACUGUGGGAAAGAUUAUGCUGUUUAAGGUUAAUUUUUAUGAACAGAUAAAUGAUUCACGACGCAGUGGAAGCUCACGCUUUAAAUUUUGCAUGGUUGAAUCGGGGCAAUUUUAACCUAGUUGAUAUUUUACGUUCUUUAAAAGUUUGAAGAUUCUGCUAGCAGAAUUAUAUUGUACUGAAUUUUUAAUAUUUAUGUUAAUUUAUACAAUAUUUAAUUUCAAAAUUUGUGUUUUUGAUACUUUUCGAGUCGACGAAAUGCUAGGAUUUUGUUAUGUUAUCUAUAGACCAUACCGUUACCAAAUAGACACUUCCACUCUUUCACGUUAAACUUUUGGAAUUUUAGUUCAGGCUAAAUUUAAUUAGCCUAUAUUUGCAAGUUCGACAGUUGCUAAUUGAACUUCAAACACUAGCCAUGGCAAACGAACGGCCGGCUGAUCAUGCCAGUGACGACGAAGAAGACAACGCCGUCAGACAAGCAAAACCAAAACAGCACGACGCCGGCAGAUCUGACCUCGAAGGAAUCAGAGACUUCCGCGACGAAGAAGUGGAUGUUGGUGCCAUCGACACUUCCAUGCUGAUCAGCAACCACAACAACGCAGAGGCACAGAUCAAGAUAAAGCUGAAUAAAGAAGAUAUUGAUAUGAUAGCAAGUGAGAUGAUGGUCUCGGUUACUGUUGCUGAGAAAUGUUUGAGAGAUCACAAGGGGGAUGUUAAGUCAGCACUUGUUUAUUUAGUCAACUGUUAGAGGCUGCUGGUGUUUUGAAAUUGCUGCUUUGUUUGUAGAUAAAGAGUUCAUUACUGCACUCUGCUUAAUAUCGGGUAGGCUACAACUUUGCUCCGUUUAAAUUUCUGAUCUGCUGGAGCAGUUUCCUUCUAUUUAUAAGUUCCUUAAGUUUUAAUUCUUUAAUUUUCGCUUUUUUGAAAAGAGCUUGGGCGAAUUUAUUUUCAUACCUGAAUAAUUGAUGGAUUAGAAGCUUAUAAAUCAUAUAUCUUUGAAAGUGCGGCUGUUAAUGAUGUUUAUUUUAGAAAGGUUUUUAUAACGAGGUCCGCAUCAGGUCAAAUUUUUAUUUGUUGAAAUUGAAGAAACAUGAUGGUACGAUAUUUAUUGUUUGUCAUCUGCAGUAUUGUUAUUGAUUCAUUUUUUAUUUAACCAUGUACCCUCUGAUCUGGGAAA
Messenger RNA from Bolinopsis microptera, 2449 nucleotides. Its product is annotated as DNA replication complex GINS protein PSF2-like. The transcript has 5 exons. The record is from RefSeq and is a predicted model, not a curated record. Gene Ontology annotation, biological process: double-strand break repair via break-induced replication; DNA replication. The coding region runs from base 1 to 570 and encodes 189 amino acids. Lineage: Eukaryota; Metazoa; Ctenophora; Tentaculata; Lobata; Bolinopsidae. Gene Ontology annotation, cellular component: nucleus; GINS complex.